Penaeus monodon (black tiger shrimp) is the source of this 2767-nucleotide messenger RNA. RefSeq lists its product as uncharacterized. The transcript has 5 exons. The record is from RefSeq and is a predicted model, not a curated record. Lineage: Eukaryota; Metazoa; Arthropoda; Malacostraca; Decapoda; Penaeidae. The coding region runs from base 238 to 1158 and encodes 306 amino acids.
GUGAGUCGACAGGAUGAGGAAGAAACGUCGCGCGCUCCAAGGAUGAGCCCCCCCCAAAAAUUCGCAUUGUUGAUUUUUACAUUUUCCCACCCCUUUCCUCCAAAGGACACGUAAGGAAGUGGGACGAAAGUUCCCCGGUGCCCCGGGAAAUCUACAGCUCCGGGGGAGAACAGUGCGGUCGGAAGGAGAAUUUUGCAAAAAAGACAUAAUAUUAGCGAAGAUUCGACAGCGGCGAUCAUGGACAAAGAAACGCCAGAGGAGAAUAACGAAGGAGGCGAAGUUCGGUGUCACUGCAACCUCCCUCGUUGCGUCACAGUGGGCUACAUGUGCAAGAGCACCCUGGGCGCCUGCUUCACACGCCCCACGCCCAUGCCCACGCCCACGCCCGCCACCCGCAGACUCUACCAGCGGAGGACGCCCACGCACGGCUGCUUGGAGCUUUUGCCUGAAGACAGGCAUGCAGAAUGUGCUACCAAGGCUGGGGUCUCCAACAAGAGCAUUAUAUUGAGGUCACAGAAAACAUCAGCCAAGAUGGUAGAAACUACUUCAAACAGUGCCUCGCGUCCUACACCUUCUGCCAGCCCUACCCUUCCUCCAGCAGACCCCAAUCUGACAUGCUGUAGCCAGGAUAUGUGCAAUUAUCGAGACCUGGAUGUCUUCAUAAGGGUAGACAAGGCUGAUACCCAGAAAGAUUACAGCAGAGGAGAAUCAGAAAUGCUGGAGACAGUGUGGUUCCGAGCAGCCACCAUCGCAGUGCCCAUAGCAGGAGGGUUCAUCCUCAUCGUGUUAGUUUUCCUGGCUAGUAGAAUGCUGGCCAAGGAAAACAAGAGGCAAAGGAUGGCCCAGGUGAUUAACGAGAGGUACCUGAAAGCUCCCCUGUAUCCUGGGGGCUGUGCAGCUGAGCCUUUGCCGCCGCCACAGCAUUCUCUCUACUACCACCCACCGCUGCUCAAGAACAUCUCGCUGGGCCAUGUCAAUCUGCGGGCAUCAUAUGAGGACAAGCCUCCUAGCUACCGCUCGCCAGGGAUGCAUGUCUGCAGCCUCGAGGAGAUCCGGCCCCUGAAUGGGGUGAUGGGCAUACCUGAUGGGGGAGGAGGAGUAUUACAGGGAGGGGGGCACUGGGACCAGAGAGGGGCUGAGUCGCCUCUCCCGUCAUGAGGGGAAAGAGGGAAAGAAGGCCUCUGUUAGGGGCUGAAAGGACAAUCGCAAAUCACCAAAGAGGCAUUUUGUUCUGGCUUUCUGAAGGCGGGUGGUAUGUCAAGGCGGCGAAGCCAUUGCAGAAUCAUUUUUUUAAUCAACAUUUUAUUUUCUACUUGUAUAUCCUUUUUCACUCUCUCUAUGGGAAGAGUUUCCACUGAACUAAGAUUAACCAUUACCACAUUGUGUAAACUGGUAGUUUGUGUGGGCUUUGGUGGACUUUCCUUCUCUGGCAACCGUGCAUCAAAUGCCCCGUACCGUGCUGAUGACUCUCCUGUGGAUGGCACAGUUAAAUAUUUUUAAAAGAAAAACUUGGAAGUGAAUAUAUUAUAUAUAUAUGUAUAUUUUUUCCCAGUUUCUAGUGUCACAUUAUAGUGAAACAGGUACUGUACUGUAAUGAUAUUCUUGAAGAAGUGCUAGUCUAAAUCCUGUCUACAAUAACAAAAACUGUCAGUAUCAGUCUUGUUGGCUGAAUGUUUAUUGAAAAUCGGGUGUUAUGUGGAAUUUUCCAUUACAUACAGAAGUGAUGUGAAACUAUUCUUUUUUUUAUUGCUCAAAAGACAUUGAAAGAAAGCAAGUCAAGUUUGUUAAUUUUGCAGGCAUUGUGUGAGCAUUGAUUCUUGAUCAAUAACUCAUGCUUGUAAAUGCUUCAGAAUAUAUUUUUUUUCAUAAGUUAUUCCAACUAUUUUUCCAUUGUAAAAAAAAAAAAAGAAAGGACAAAAAAAAAGAAAAAAAGACACUCCUUUGGAAUACUGUUGUAAUAUCUGUGAUUCCCAAUCUGUGGAAGCAGUUUUGCAGAUAGAUUUUUUGUUUUGUUUUUGUCACAUGAAGUCAGUGCUUCUGCAGCCUUGGUGCUCUCUUGCAAUAGUUUUCCAUAUAGGGUCAUUUGUAUUUGAAGGUAAUAUGUGUAUACAUUACAGUGCAAUAAUAUCAGUCUUGAAAACAUUAGGUUGGCUGUUAGGCAUCUGAUGGUACAGCUUAUCUAUCAGCAAAUCUUUGUAAUAGUCUGAUGCUUCAGAUGAUACCCCCAAAUGUUUUUGUAAGCCAAACCUUAAAUGCUGCAUAGACUUGGUUGGCUCUUGUGGUUAUUGGAAGAUGGUACAGUGUAUUUGGAAAUAAUUGGUAAAGACCAGUGCUAUUGCAAAAUGGCUCUCAAUCAGUUAAGUGAAACUUUUAAAAAUUAAAAAAGAAAGAGAAAAAAAAAAUCAUUCUGAUCCCAAAAGAAAAGGACAAGAAUGCUAUUUACUUAGGCACUCGAUUAUAUUUCUUUCUUUUCUAUUUCCUCCUCCUCCCUUAGGACUGAGGAGUGUUGGAGUUACAUCCAAUCCUGUUAUUCUAUAUUCUGUAGCACUGUGUUGGUGCUGUAUCAUUUCUUCUGCCUGGAUGUGCCUCUUUUUAUCAGACUGAAAGGAACCACUUCAUAUGAGUCAUUGCUGUGAAAUUCCACUCCAAGAAGUGCACUGAGCUUCAUGUAUUGUGAAACCUCUCCUUUCCUCUCUCUCUCUCUCUCUCUCCUCUCCAUCUUCCUUAUCCACAUACAUAAGUCAAAAAGGAAUAAACAGUAUCAAAU